Hypanus sabinus (Atlantic stingray) is the source of this 5833-nucleotide messenger RNA. RefSeq names its product retinoic acid receptor RXR-gamma-A-like. The transcript has 10 exons. NCBI's taxonomy places the organism in Eukaryota, Metazoa, Chordata, Chondrichthyes, Myliobatiformes, Dasyatidae. The coding region runs from base 182 to 1564 and encodes 460 amino acids. Gene Ontology annotation, molecular function: nuclear receptor activity; nuclear steroid receptor activity; retinoic acid-responsive element binding. Gene Ontology annotation, biological process: response to retinoic acid; anatomical structure development; retinoic acid receptor signaling pathway. Gene Ontology annotation, cellular component: nucleus; RNA polymerase II transcription regulator complex. The record is from RefSeq and is a predicted model, not a curated record.
CGCAGGCAACAAAAGUGAUACAAGUUUACCCAGCCAGUGCUGCCCAUUCCUUCUGUUACCCCUUUCCUCCUGGUGAAGUGGUUGAAUCUCACCAGCAGAGCUGUCAGCUGGUUCUUCCGUGGCUCCUGGACAGUGCUCAGUGUCAGCACCUGGCUCCCAUUUGCACCAGUCAUCAGAACCAAUGGAGGACUUCUGGACCCUUCGGCCCUUUUAUGACUCGGCAAUACAAGUGAACUCCACGUCGAUGAGCUCAGCAUCCCCGCACUCAACAGUGAACUCAGUGGUUGGCCAUCAGUCAAUGAUUGGAUCUUCAAUAAAUGCUUCACGCCCCCUCACCUCUCCCUUGGGAAGCUUGGCCUCUCCAGUCAAUGGACUGGGCUCUCCAUACCCCGUCAUCACAUCGUCAAUCGGCUCUCCCUCCGUAUCCUUGCCGUCCACACCAGCUGUUGGCUACGGAGCACUCAACAGUUCCCAGAUUAAUGCGGUGAACAAUGUCAGCAGCACAGAGGAUAUUAAGCCACCUCCUGGCUUGACUGGACAUGGAAAUUUGAACUCCUACAGCCCCAACUCAAUGGCCAAGCACAUCUGCGCAAUAUGUGGAGACAGAUCAUCAGGAAAACACUAUGGAGUGUACAGCUGUGAGGGGUGCAAAGGCUUCUUUAAACGGACCGUGCGCAAAGACCUCACCUAUACGUGCCGGGACACCAAGGACUGCAUAAUUGACAAGCGCCAGCGUAACCGCUGCCAGUACUGCCGCUAUCAGAAAUGCCUGGCCACCGGCAUGAAGAGAGAAGCUGUGCAGGAGGAGCGUCAGCGGGGUAAGGAGAAAAGUGACAAUGAGUUAGAGCCCAGCAGCAGUGUUAAUGAUGACAUGCCAGUAGAGAAGAUUCUAGAAGCAGAGCUGGCUGUGGAGCCCAAGACGGAGACGUAUGUGGAGGCCAGUCCAGGAAAUUCGUCCAAUGAUCCGGUCACCAACAUUUGUCAAGCGGCAGACAAGCAGCUCUUCACGCUGGUGGAAUGGGCCAAGAGGAUUCCUCACUUCUCCGACCUCCCUCUCGACGAUCAAGUCAUUCUACUUCGGGCAGGCUGGAAUGAGCUGCUCAUUGCCUCUUUCUCACAUCGCUCUAUCUCUGUGAAGGAUGGGAUUCUCCUGGCCACAGGGCUGCACGUCCACCGCAGCAGUGCCCACAGCGCUGGCGUCGGCUCCAUCUUUGACAGGGUUCUGACUGAACUGGUUUCUAAGAUGAAAGACAUGCAGAUGGACAAGACAGAGUUGGGUUGCCUUAGAGCCAUCGUUCUCUUCAAUCCAGAUGCUAAAGGCUUAUCAAACCCUGGAGAGGUGGAAUCUUUGAGGGAGAAGGUAUACGCAUCACUAGAGGCUUAUACAAAGCACAAGUACCCAGAGCAGCCAGGCAGGUUUGCCAAGCUGCUCCUCCGACUGCCAGCCCUCCGCUCGAUUGGACUCAAGUGCCUUGAGCACCUGUUCUUCUUCAAGCUGAUUGGUGACACCCCUAUUGACACCUUCCUGAUGGAGAUGUUGGAGGCUCCUCAUCAAAUGACGUGAAGCCAUUCCCUGCCUUUCCCUUAAAUGUCAAUCUGUAAAUAUUUUCACUAAUUGUAUGAAUAGAACCAAGAUAAUGCCAACCGUCUAACUUGUAAAACAACACAUAUUUUGUACCUUGAACAAGCACAGUGUAGCAAUUAUUUGAUAGUUUGUUACAGGGAUUUUAAAAGAAAAAAAAACUUAUUGGAAGAAUUUUAGAUUAAAAUUCUAUUUAGAGAAGACUAAAUCAGGUUUACAAAUCGGUACCUCUCACAUUUCUGUCAUCGCUGUUGACAAUUUGUAGCCCCACUGCCUGUGAAAGGGGCAAUUCACUGAGUUUACGUAGCUCUGGGCCCCACUUAGAAUCGGCACCAGCAGUACACCCUCCACCACUGUGAUCCAUGGAUGGUGUAACUUCCCUCCCCACACACACAGCAUUCAGAAUCCACCCACUCGCUAAAAAUUGAAGCCUAUCCUUUGUGCCUCCUUAGACAUCUAUCCCACCUGCCCCCACCCCCCACCCACACCAUUCAUUCACUGAGCUUCAGACACAGGUGGUUGUCAAAGCUGACAGGAUACUUGGGUCACAUUCUACCUGCCAUGGCAACGUACUGUUUCAGGAUCAACUGUUCCUACUUUCAGAUUGAGGAUCAAUAUUUUGAGCUUUUGUUUAAUUAUUAAAGCCACUGUAAUCCCUGGUAUGUUUGAUUGUUGCGUGCCCUCUGCACCUUAGCACUGAGGGCGGAGAAUGCGGUCAGGUGGGGUGAGCAAUACGUAGCAGGGCAGAGGAAGCUCCAACAAGAUGUUUCCAUCCAUCAAGGCAACAAAUCAUGCAAAGGGCAUCAUGAAAGGAUGCAAGUGGGAAAGAGUAAGGGAUUGAAACUGGAAAAAGCAGUGCACACAUCCAUUCUUGGCACACAGGUGUUGAUGGCAAGCCCACCUUCUUUUGCCCAUUGUUCAUUGUUCUGCCUUAUCACUCAUCUUUUCACUUCAUUAGGGAGCCAAGAGUCAUCCAAAUAUGGGUCUGCAGUCACCUUAGUGUGAAAAGGCUGCAGUAGGUUGUUAGUGACAAUCCAACACUCUGCUCAGACCAGCAACUCCUGUUGCUAGUUCCUUCUCAGUUAAAUUCAGUCUCUGAAGCUGCUUCUGUGAGAUUGAACACAUCUUUCCUGGUUUAUUGAACAUAAAUAGUGGUGAAGAAACCAGUUGCCAACUCAAUGAUAUCUCCCAAAUGCAGAGAAUGAUCACAUUCUGUAAUCACAGCUUCACAAUGUUUGGAGUGAUAUUUCAGACUACAGCCUGUCAAGGGCUCAUUGUGUUUGUGUGGGAUCAUCAGGCACCUAUCCUCACUCAACACUCUGGAAGGUGCUACCUAAAGUUUACUGGCAACCGAUUCCUUAACAUCAGCUUCCAUUGAUCUCCAGUGGACCUCAGACAAGAAUGUUUGAACCCAAUGUCUCUGGCUCCCCACACCUUUCAGCUUCCCUCACCACUCCACAUAUGCCUGCACUAUCAUUGUACUUCACAUCCCUUUCAAACCUUCCUUUAAACCAAUUGUUUUGAACAGGAUUUUCUUCACUCUCUCCAAACCAAUUGGCUUUAAUUCCAUUUCCCUUACCCCUGCCGAAGGGUCAUAAAAUCACUGUACCUCAGAGGCCUUUUAGCCCAUUGAAUCAGUAGCAACUCUUUAACCAACCAACCAGUCCCACUUUCCUACUGUUAAUUCUUCCAAGUGUGUAUCCUGUUCCCUCACAAAAGUCCUGAAUGACAGUUCCCACACAGCGUCCUUUGCUCCAUGACCAUUCUCACAUCCACUUCUCAUCCUUUUGCCCAUGUAACAUGUGCUGAGGAUGGUGGGGUUGGUGUGAUCUGUAAGUCCCUGCUUGGAGUUGCAAUAUCUUGCUUGACUCCCCAAUCUUUCAUGUUAUAACAGGAAGAGGGGUACAUGGGCAGGGAGGCAUCCAAUUUCCUCAUCUCUCCUACUGCCCACUUGUGUAGUCCCAGGUAGACUUAGUCAGUGCUAAGUGGGACAGCUGGUGGAGCUGCUGCCUCACAGCAUCUGAGACCUCUGGUGCCAUUUGUAUGUAGUUUGCACUUCCUGCUGUGACUGUGCGUGUUUUCUCCCACUUCCCAGAGACAUGUGGGUUACUAGAUUAAUUGGCCACUCCUGACAAUGGGUUGGUAGAACCAGUGUGGGAGGAGUUACUGGGAAUGCAGGGAGGUUAGAUUAUAGGGAAAUUGAACAAAGGAUCAGGACUUAUGGGAUCGUGAGUUGGCAGAAUGGGUCAAAUGAUCUUCUACAAAGUAGGAAAAUGUGGAAUAAAGGACACAAGCACUAAGAACACAUAGUGGUCCUCACUCUGCACUGAUUUCAAAUGAAAAACUGGAAAACUUGGUGAACAAUGGGACUCCAGUCACUGGAGGGGCAAAGAGAUACACUUAGCACUGAAAGCCAAUGUACAGGCAGAAAAAUCUAAUGAGUAGUUGGCCCUUAUCUCAAGGGGUGCUCAUAUACAGAGAAGGUCCAUUGGUCAGAUCCCACCAGGAAUGUUUCGUUCUGGCAAACAGCCUUCAGCCCACAAUGUCCAUGUCAGCCACCAGUUAUCUAAUUCAGCCCAUAAGCUUUGUACUGCAACAUUUCUGGUGUUCAUUCAGAUUCUUCUUCAACAUCAUGUCACUUCUUGCUUCCAAUAGCCCCUCUGGGCAAGGUAGGUUGGAAAGAUAUGGGCUACAAUAAAGGCAGGACUUCAAAGGUGGAUUCCUUAGCCUUGGUUGUAUUCAUCUGAGCAUGGAUAUUGAAGGGAUGAUCUCAGUGAGGUGUUCAGGGUGUGGUGGAUUCUGAGAGUUGAUUAAUUCUAUGGGGGUCUUAAAACAGGGAGAUGGAUGGAGAUGAAAGUGAGACCCAACAGUUAAUUGAAGUUCAAGAAACCUGAAUAAGUUCUUUAUUUUUCCAUACCUUCCACAGUAAACUGGGAAUUGGCUGGAAAUUCCCACCCUAAGGACAUGAGGCAAGGAAAUGAAGAUGGUGCAGAUCAGAGGUGAUCUCACAGUGGGGCACUACAGCAUUAGGGAUAGCGCUGUUUUUGGACUCUAGAUUGUAGGCUUUACAACAAUGAAUCUUUAACACUGGAGCAGUCCAGGAUAUUGCACAACACUGUUAAUAAAGUAACAGAUCCUUGAUUGAAGGGAGGUUUUCUUGGAGUGGCUAGUGAUUAUACUUACACCUUUCCCCUUAUCUGUCACUCAGGCUCACAAGUCCAAUUUCCCGCAUGUUUAAUGUAAGUCUCAAUGGGUUAGAAAGGGUGUGGGAGGAAGAGGAUGAGGGAAGUCAAGUGUGUCAAGCUUGUGAAGUGUUGCAGUUCCAGGAACUCCAGUUCAAUUCAGGCAUGUCAGCCAUUCAUUGUUAAACAGCACAGCUCUCAAACCCCCACAUCCCACCACACACUAUCCAUGCACUACAGCAGGACCUCAGGGUCAUUCCACAUCUAUGCCUGACUUCUAUUUUUGGUAAUUGUUGUGCCUGUAUAUUUUAUAUAUAAUGCUGUAUACAUAUAGCAUUAUUCAUAUGGAAAAGUCAUCUCAAAAAGAACCCAGUGCACCAUAUCUAGGGUGACAUACAUCUUUGAGUAUGAAGUCUAUAUCACUACUUUGCUAAUUUUACCUACAUACAACAUAAUUAUUUGUAAGCAUCAAACCCACGGGCAGUAAUAGAAAUUGAGUUAAUUGACAGAGAAAUAAACUAUGCACUAUAUGCGUGUGUAUAUGUCUACACCCAUUGUAUGCAUAUACAUACAUAUACUGUAUACCUGCUUUGUUUAUAUAUUAUAUGGAAAGAAAUGACUUGGCUGUGAUUAGAAGCUACUCUAGAUUCCAGAGCAGGGAAGAAGAGUCUUCAUUCAAUGCCUGCCUUUGGGUCCCAACCUGUAUUUUGUUUGAUGUAUUAAUAUCUGUAUUAAGCACAGCUUUUAAAAGAAAGGGCAGCAAGUGCAAAGAUUUGACACCCAUUCCCCUUCUGCCUGAACAAAUGGUUAUAUUUUUGUACUAUACAAAUUGGAAGAUAAUGAGCCAUUUGUUGCAAAUUAGAUCCUGAUCGGUCAGCAGGCACAUGACAUGAAGCUUUCUGUCACUAAAUGUCUCUUUGGAAGAGUGUGUUCUGUAUCUGUCCAUCUGUUCUGUGAACUACUCUGCAGCAUAUUUCCAGCUUUGCUAUAUACACCCUCUUUUAGCAACAACAAGGAUUUAACCCUUUCAUCUGUAUGUUUGUUUUGUAAAUACACUGUUUAAAUAUUG